AUGAGCCUCCGGCGGGACCUCGGUCUAGACUCUACUACUACUAUGGUGGCCGCUGAUACGAGUGUCGCAACCCCCGUGGCGCCUACCCCGCCGAGCAGCAGCAGCAGCAGCCGCGCGUCGCCGCCUCCGCCGCGCGCAUCGGCGGCUGUGCCGGCUCCGGUCCCGCCGGGCUCGGCGGCGCUGAACGGCAUGUAUGAGGGGACGAACGUCAGACCGCCGAGGCAGCAGCAGCAGACGUCGCAGCAGCAGCAGCAGCUGCUGCAGCAGAAGAGAAGCUUCGCUGCAAGCGCAUUCGACGCCGCUACUGCCGGCGCCGAUAGCGGCACGGUCGCGGCGCUGCACCUGCCACUAGCAGCGCUCGUGGCCACAACCAGCGGCGGCGGCGGCGGCGGCGGUGUCGGCGGCGGCAGCAACAGCAGCGCGGCAUCGGGAAUGCCUCCGCCGACUAAGAGAAUCAGGCUAGGAGCUGCCGCAAACCACGCCGGAGGAUCAUCCGCUGCCGCCGCUGCCGCUGCUGCUGGUGCCGGUGGUGCCGGUGGUGCCGGUGGUGCGGGUGCAGCUGGUUACGCGCGUGGUGGUGCGGGCGGCGCGGGCCUGAUUCGCCCCGCUCCCACCGUGAUUACCACGGCGGAAGGGCUGCUUCCUGCCGGCGCCGGCGCUGGCGCUGGCGGCGGGGACUUUUAUUAUAACGAUGGCUAUACUAAGAACGAGGGUGGGAUUGUGGCGGGGGGAGUCUUCGGCGCGCCGAGCGAUUACAUGGCUACGCUCCCGCACACGCCGUCGUCGCAUCUGCCGCCGCUGCAGAGCCCCACACCGUCCCCCAUCAUUCAUGGCUUCUCGCCGGUCUCCGCGCCUCUUUCCGCGCCGAUGCCUGCGGCAGGCGCAGCGCAGUACCUUCCCGCGGGCUUCGCGCCCAGCUUCCCGCAGCGAUCUCCGCCGCCCCACUGCGUCUCGAUCCCCCUCCCCAUCUCUCCGCGCGGCCCGUUCCCCGUGUCCCCAAUGUCCUCCGCACCGCGCCCGCCGUUCUCCGCGGGCAUGGCAUCUUCCGCGCCCGGCGCGCCCGGAUCUUGCGCCUUCACUCAGCGAACGCCGCAAUACAAGGGCGUACGGCAGCGGCGCUGGGGGAAGUGGGUGUCGGAGAUCCGCGAGCCGCGCAAACGCUCGCGCAUCUGGCUGGGGUCAUACGACACGGCGGAAGACGCGGCGCGCGCGUACGACACCGCCGCGCGCCUGCUCCGCGGACGGCGCGCGAGCCUCAACUUCCCGAACAGCUACGCGACGGUUCCGCUGCCGUCCGCGACGGCGGAAGCGCUGCUCCGCGCGAGUAAGGAAGCGGCGCGCGUGCUGGGAUUAAAACCCGACGAGAUCGUCUGGGAGGCUGCGGAGGCGGCGGGGCUCGCGAUUCGGCCGAGCGCAGCGGCGACGGCGGCGGCGCUGGCGGCGGGAGGAGGGGGGGUGACGGGCGAGGGGGGAGGCGGAGUCGGGGCUGGCGCAGUCCCCGCCGCUGGCGGAAUGGUUGGCGGAAUGGCUGGCGGAAUGGCUGGCGGAAUGGCGAGUACAGGUGGUGGGGGAGGGGGAACAGCACCAAACGCGCCAAUGGAGGCUAGCACCGCAGCAGUGGAGAUAGCAGCAGCGCCAGCAACGGUGGCGGAGCUGAUUCGAGAUGUGAAAGUUGAUCUGUCGUCGCAUGGCGGUAUGUACCAUGGUGGUGGUGCUGCUGCUGCUGCCGCUGCCGCUGCUGCUGCUGCUGGUUCUGGUGCUGCUGGCUCUGCAGAAGCAGCAACACCACCUGCAGUUGCACCAGUGACAGCAGCAGCAAAGGGAGGCACGGCAACCCUGGCGGGUGCUAGUAUCCCACUGACCGCCGCUGUUGCCGCCACUACUACUACCGCUGCUGCCAGUGCUGCCCCUGCUGCGACUGCUGCCCCUUCUGCCACUGCUGCCACUGUGGGCAUGAACAAUCGCACCCUGAGGGAGGCUUCUCAGAGCCCCCGAAUCAGCAGUGGUGCAGCAGGCGCAGCAGGGUCAACAGGAUCAGCAGGCAUAUCAGGCAUGUCUCCCAGGCGGAGCUUCAGCCCUUUCAUGCGGAACUUCAGCAUUGGGCCUACCAUAGGCAUGGGCGUGGGGAUAGGGACAAGCAUGGGCAUGGGCAUGGGGAUGGGCGCUGGAGCAGCGAUGGGCACGGGCACGGGCAUGAGCAUGGGGAUGGGUGAAGUGCGGUACGCAGGGGUGGAGCAGGGUAGUCCGUUGGUUAUGGAGCUGAUAGGGGAGGACAUGGGCAUGGGGGACACGUGGCAGCAGGAGGCGGAUGUGAUGUGGAACAUCUGA
Closterium sp. Naga37s-1 is the source of this 2328-nucleotide messenger RNA. Lineage: Eukaryota; Viridiplantae; Streptophyta; Zygnematophyceae; Desmidiales; Closteriaceae. The record is from the annotation of a GenBank genome assembly.